AUGAGUCGAUACCUGACCCCUGCAAAAAUCGCCAUUCUGGAAUUAAGCCUACUCUAUGCUGAAGACGUCGUUCCAACAUCCCAAGCAAAAUCAGUGCUAGCAUUUAUCCUCGCCCAAAUUCUACCCCCUGAUAAAUCCGCCGGCCAUGAUUUUGAACCUGCCACGCCUAUCUCAGCCUUUGAAUCGACUCUAUCUGGUCAACCAUCAGCAAGACCUGGGCGGUCCUUGUAUGAUCUUUUACUGAAGAAACUAUGGGCCAUCGAUUGCUCCGAUGCACUCGAAUCAUUCAUUACUAACCUACCACAACUUCUUACCAAGCCUAGAGAGCAGAUUUUGAGAGAACGGGAGACUGGUGAGGUCUCGGACCAAACGUAUGGACGCAUUCUUCGGACCUCUCCAUUGGGCCUCUUCAUCCGCCGGUGCCACCUCGAAUAUGAGCGUUUGCAAUUUCAGGACAGUAUCACACUCUGGCAAGAUUUCAUAGUGUACCGUGCUCCCACUCGACAGGCGCACGAGAAGAAAAAUCCUCCACUUGGAAGAAGUGCAAUCGACGGCAAUUUUGAAGAACUUCAAAUCGAUGGCUCUCAUCCACUUGCUCAGAUUAUGUACGGAAGGCUCGCAGAGAUAGCACAAGAUCCAGACUCGACAUACAGUCCCCAUGAAGUGGAGAAACUGAUGGAAUUUCAAGUCUCAGAAAUGCAGAGACUCGGAGGUCGUCUACCAGAUGAGAUGAAAUCCAGGCUCGAGCAAAUGUCCAAGACUGGCAGAGCCAUGCCCAAACUUGGUCAUUAUCUAGCAUUCCUCGAUUCCUGGCGCGCAGGAGAUUACUUUUCCGCAUUCGACAACCUCCAUCGAUAUUUCGACUACACGAUGCAAACUCGAGAGCGUACAUUCUACCAGUAUGCACUCCUCAACCUUGCCAUUUUGCAAGCCGACUUUGGUUGUCACGCUGAGGCACUGCCUGCUAUGCAAGAAGCAAUAGCUACUGCUCGAGAGACCAAGGAUACCACAUGUCUCAAUUUCUGCAUGAGUUGGUUGUACCAUUUCGGACGAAACUUUCCCGCACAGAUGAAGAAGAUACGUGAAAGUGGUAUUCUCGGAAGUGAAACAGAAGGUCUAGCUUUCCUCAAAUCACGAGCGAGAGAUGCAGAGAUGUGGAACUUGCUCAGCACUUCGAUGCUCACCGAAGCCAAGCUCGGACUACAAUCCGGUGAUAGUCUCGCCGGGGUUUUUGAGAGUAUUGCCAAAGCCUCACAUAUCGACAUUGUGAAGUCAGCGAAUGGUACGGAUGGAUCGGCACUCCUGUUCAGAGGUGCCACCUACAGCAGGAUUGGCCUUAGCCACAUGGCAUGGUUAAGCGCGCAGACAUUUCUGCAGUGUCACGCCAAAGAAGCUUCACUGGACGAUUUGCUCAAGUAUAGCUGUCGAACAGCGGGUAUUCUCGUACACCGAGGACGGUACGACGAGGCAGAGGAAUUGUUGAACAACCUCCCUCCCGAAAUCCACCGAGUGCUUAAGUCUCACAACCACCUAACAUCCUACACGGGACUCCUCAAGGUACGUCGACUGCUGCAUCGAGGGGAUCUCGACGCGGCGGAACUCCUCCUCCAGCGACUGAAAGGCCAAGGUCGCUCGGACGUGGAGAUGGGCUUUUCCCUUUCGAUGCUAGAAAUCGAUCUCCUGCACCGUCGCGGCAUUCUGGACAGGGCACUCGAGUCGACCGAGACACUGGCCCAGAGAGCAACGGCCGAGAUCAACGACGUGAUCGUGCAGAUACGACUGAUGAACCUCAAAGUCCGGCUCCUGGCCGACAGCGACAACACGCUGAAAGGCUUCUCGCUGGCCACGCAAGCGGCCCAAAUCGCCUACCGAGCUCGAACGCUCCCUCUGCUGUGGGAAUCACUGGGCCUCCUGGCGAACAUCCUGAACACACUGCGCGAGUUUUCCGCUGCGGCGGAACUCAUGCACGCCAUCAUGCCGCAGGUGCUGGAGACGAAAGACUGCGAUCUUGCGGCACACUCGUAUUCGUUCCUCGUGGACGCCAACAUGGGCUUGGCGAACUUGGAGCAGGACCAGUCGACCAAGCAAAAGGAGUUCAUCAGCCACGCCGUCGAGCAUCUCGAUCAGGCGUUGCUGCAGUUCCGGUAUAUUGAGGAUCUGAGGGGUCAGCUCGAGAUGCUGAAGAAGAAAGCCACCGUCAUGCACUGGCAGGGCGAUUUGGUGCUGGCGAAUGAUACAGCUAGUCAGUUCAUUCAGCUAGAGAGGCAGUAUAAUGAGAUGCGUCUUUGA
This is a messenger RNA of Exophiala bonariae, 2289 nucleotides long. RefSeq lists its product as uncharacterized. The transcript has a single exon. The record is from RefSeq and is a predicted model, not a curated record. The coding region runs from base 1 to 2289 and encodes 762 amino acids. NCBI's taxonomy places the organism in Eukaryota, Fungi, Ascomycota, Eurotiomycetes, Chaetothyriales, Herpotrichiellaceae. Gene Ontology annotation, biological process: protein K11-linked ubiquitination; positive regulation of mitotic metaphase/anaphase transition; anaphase-promoting complex-dependent catabolic process. Gene Ontology annotation, cellular component: anaphase-promoting complex.